This is a messenger RNA of Hippocampus zosterae (dwarf seahorse), 3521 nucleotides long. It is a transcript of the gene nkain2, whose product is annotated as sodium/potassium transporting ATPase interacting 2. Lineage: Eukaryota; Metazoa; Chordata; Actinopteri; Syngnathiformes; Syngnathidae. The record is from RefSeq and is a predicted model, not a curated record. The coding region runs from base 931 to 1557 and encodes 208 amino acids. Gene Ontology annotation, biological process: regulation of sodium ion transport. The transcript has 7 exons.
GCUGGUCUUGACAGAUGGCGGGCGAGAGACGCUCCUCACGGUUGUGGUUUCUCGCUCGGCUGGUCCAUCUUCAUCCCCAUUGUCCGCCCGGUCCACUGUGUCAAGGCGAGUCCACAAAUUAGGACGUCAUUCCAGACAUUUUUUUUUUGUGGUUAAAAUCUCAUCUCAAUGGAGAGUUACUGAAGAGUCAGCGCCACCCGAACGCGUCUUUUAUAAUAAACGCUCCGGUCCGGUCCGGUCGGACGUAGCUGCUGUGACGGCCCAUUUGGAGGAGCACCUGUGCGACGGAGGCGGCGGAAGCGGAGCGGCUGAGGUGCGAUAUGACCCCGGCGAGGAGACGCGGCACCCGGGGGAGGAGGACGAGAAGUGGCCGCUGACUCCUCGGAGAGCCGCAUUUCGGGUUCAGUGUGGUCGCAUUUUUUGGGGGACUCUUGAGGACGGCAUUGUCUCCUCGCGUACGCACUUCCUCCAAGGGACACUUUUAGCACCUUUUUUUUUUUUUUUUACAUAUUAGACACUUCCAGGAUUGAACCAAGUGGAAUUAUCAACCAAAUUAUAAUUGUGAAUUGAUCUGGAGCAAAGAGUUUUUGACUUUUCAUUACAUACAUUUUUUUUCCAAGAUGACACCUUGGUUUAUUGUCUCUGGGACCAAAGUUUUCCUCAUGCAAGCUUUCCUCCCAUUUUACAAAUGAUGUGAAUUAAUGAUCAAAAUGACACACUCCUAAAAGUGCUUUCCCAGACGAGACUACUACCAUUUUCCAAUCAGAGCCCAAGGGUCCCACGUCUCCCGGGAACCCCUCAAGGCCAAGCAGUGAGCGCCUCGACUUGGCCCGACAGCUCCAAGGAGGAACUGCAAAAUUAGCAAACCUAGCCGGAGAGCCGGGGACGUUCCCCACGCAACUGCUGGGCAGGCAGGGUGCGGAGGACGCCAUGGGGUGCUGCAGCGGCAGGUGUACCUUGGCCUUUAUCUGUGGGAUGCAGCUGGUCAGCGUCUUAGAGCGUCAGAUCAUUGACUUCCUGGGCUACCAGUGGGCUCCCAUCCUGACGAACUUUCUCCACAUCAUCGUGGUCAUCCUGGGCUUGUUUGGCACCAUCCAGUUCAGACCGCGCUACAUCACUGGGUACGCAGCCUGGCUGGUCGUCUGGAUGACCUGGAAUGUUUUCAUCAUCUGUUUUUACCUGGAGGUCGGCGAGCUGUCCAAGGACUCUGACCUUGUCCUCACCUUCAACUUGUCCAUGCAUCGCUCCUGGUGGAUGGAGAAUGGCCCUGGGUGCAGGGUGACCCCCAUCAGCCCACCUCCUUCUUGGGCCCCCGAGGACCACCGAUACAUAUCGAUAUCUGGGUGCCUGAUGGACUUUCAGUUUGUGGAAGUGGCUCAUUCCUCACUGCAGAUACUCCUGGCCUUGGCGGGCUUCAUCUACGCCUGCUACGUGGUCAAGCUCAUCUCGGAGGAGGAGGACAGCUUUGAUUUUAUAGGCGGAUUCGACUCGUACGGCUACCAGGGGCCUCAGAAGACCUCCCACCUUCAACUACAGCCCAUGUACAUGUCAAAAUAAGACGAGGAGCUGCCUUACUACUUCUUGGUUUGUUUAUAAUGCUGGCAAACAAACAAGGACACAGAAGAUUGAGACUGCCCGCUCCUGCAUCACCUUCCCUGACUUCCUUGUAGUAUCACGUCUAUUGCUGAAGUACAACACUGACGUCUGGCGGUGGGAGGCAGGAACUACAAUGCACGGGAAUAACCUGCUUCCAUUGGCUGAUGGAUUUUUAAACGUUUUGUUGUGUUUGUGCAUUAGUGGAUCAUCAAAACUCGGUUGACUUUUUGGGAAAACUCCUUUUUUAGUGCCUGACAGACUUACUGACACCAAGUGUGUGACCAACUAAGGAAUGUCAGAUAAAACAUACUCCUGGUCCACGUCCAGAAUUGUUUGGAUUCUGAAUGUGACUGAAGACAAUGUAAAAAACAAAAGUGAAUCUUAAUGUUUACAGUCCAAGGCAAUGCAAGGAGGAGACAGGCAAAUUGGUUUUUGUGUGUGUAGUCGGGCCUCUGCUGUGUAAUUCGUCUUCCGCCAACACGCAACAAGCAGAGUGCCAAAGAACACAAGAAGCAUCCAUCCAUAACCAUGAAAGCUUCCAAAGGCCCAACAAAUUAAUGACAAUCACAAACCCCUUUCACACCGUCUGAGAAAGCCGACAAUGUUCGGAAUGUGUGGAUGGCCUUUCCAGCUUCAAAGGUAGUAUCAGAGUCAUAACGGAGUCGGGACUACAGCCGUGUGAAAGUGUGGGAAAUUUGAAGAAUCUGUAACAUGAACAUAAUGUCUCCAAAAUGUGGCGCAAUACUGCAAUGAAUGAUCAAAACCUCACCAAGUAUAAAAAAAACGACGCUUCAAAUUCAUGAAUAAUAGAGAUGUUCAGGGUGUAAUAGAAUAUUUUAAAACUGUUUCGGUAAAAUUUGCAUUCAAUUGUGCGUAAUACAUUUUGAAAAAAAAAUCCUUAAAAUAGUUUUUCAAAUGCUCCUCCAUUCAAGCUUACGAUCAUGCUAAUGCAAUUAUGGUACUGUAUUUGGAAGUUGGUCAUGUACUUGGAGAGCUAUGUAUUUUUUAUUAGGCGGUACUUAGUUUAAAAAAAAACUCUUUGACCCACUGGGCGAGCCCAUAUAUCUGAUUUGAAAAAAAAAAAUCAAAAUUUAGCUCAUGAGGUCAAACGUAUGCCAACUCUUUCCCGUUCAUCCUGCAGACACCCUCCAUAACAGUGCAUUUGUGCCUGUAAGUUUGUCAUCAUGACACUAGACUGCCACACUUGAAUUUUGAUGCAGCCUCUGGAGUGUACCGAUGCGCACCACAACGUAUGUAAGGAAAGCAAAAUGUGAUCGUCUGCUAGUUGGACAUUUUGGACACUCUGGACCAAACAUUGGAGGCCUUCCUUGUUUACCAUGCAACUCUUGUACAUGGAGGCUUUAAAAACGUUUUCCUGAAAGGAUCCAGUCCUCUCUGGAGGUCACUGGUGUGGACUUCAGAACAGUGUGUGUGUGAGUGUGAGUGUGUUUGCAUGAGGUGUCACCAAGCCGUUUGCAUAUUUACUACCCUCAUGCCGCUCAUGCGUGACUUAUGACUAGCUACUACGCUAACCGUCUUCAAUGUGAACGUUGUUGUUUUUCUAUUUCACUGGGAUAUGCCCACAGAAGUAAAUAGUUUAAAAACAAAGAGGGAAAAAAAUGAAUUGUUACCUUGAACUUGUAGAUGUUUUUUUUAAAUAAUGUGCGGGAGUUUUUCUAGCUGACUAAUAAUGUAUGAUGUUGUGGACAAGUGGCCCUGUGUUUCGUGUGAGUGUGUGAAGUUAGAAAGUGUUGCGUUGAAAUACAACCUUGAUUUGUUCUUUGACAGCGUUUGCAACUCAAAACUCUUGUAUCUCAAACUGUGGAUGUAAGAUUUUUGUGGUUGAAAUAGGUCUUGCCAUUGGCGCAGCAAUAGACGUUUUGCUACAUUUAUUAAAUCACAGGCAAGUAGCGCUGAAAUAUUGA